ACGACACGGCCGUAAAGCCGCCAUCUUAGCGGUUGCGGCGCCUUGCGACAUGGAGGCCGCGACGGCAGCGAGCGCUGGGCCGGCGGCGCUUACGGCACCAGAGGAGGAGGACGGGCCCAGCCGCCAGGCCAGCAGCGCCGCCGCCUUCCUCAGCCUCCGGGCCUCGUUCGGAGAAGAAGACGAAGACGACCGGCACAAGUGCGGCCGCUGUGGAUCUGAAUUCACCUCUUUGGAAGAAUUUGUGCAACACAAGCUUCAAAAGCUUUGCCAGAAGCAACAAAAUGCCGCAGACACAGCAGUAACAACCUCGGUGAUUUCCUCUGUUGAAGAACCCAUAACUGUCGCCCACAUUGUAGUGGAAACUUCUCCCAUCACAGAAGAAAUUAGCAACGCAUCUGCCAUUGUAGAGAGCGGGGUCAUCAAGGAAGUCAUUGUCACUGACGGCCAAGUCUUCGAAAGUCCCAACGGCCACAUCGAUGGCAAUGGCCUCGGAGAGGAACAGCGCAGCCCCGAGGGGGAGGAGGAAGAGGAAGAAGACAGACCAGGCUCCGUGGAACUCAUCAAGGUCAAGCUCUUGGUCAACAAGGAAGGCCGCUACGUGUGUGAGCUCUGCCACAAGACCUUUAAGACGGCCAGCAUCCUCAAGGCCCACAUGAUCACACACAGCACCAGGAAGGACUAUGAGUGCAAGUUGUGCGGGACCUCCUUUCGGACCAAAGGCUCGCUGAUCCGGCACCAUCGCCGCCAUACAGAUGAGCGCCCUUACAAGUGCAAGAAGUGCGGGAAGAGCUUCCGGGAGUCAGGGGCUUUGACGCGGCACCAGAAGUCCUUGACUCCCUGCACCGAGAAAAUACGCUUCAGCCUCAACAAGGAAAUCCUUAUCAGUAAAGAAGACUUGGCCGCAGAGCCCAUCAGCCCCACUGCCGAAGCUGUCCCCUUGCUCCCCACUCCCCCUGCAGAGCCUUCGCCUGUCAUCCACCUGGUGACGGACGCCAAGGGCAACGUCCUCCAUGAAGUCCAUGUCCGGAUGCAGGAACUCCCCAAAGCCUUGGGCCAAGAGCCUUCGAACGCCGAGGAGCUGCCCCUCGACGCCGAAGAGAACGAGAACUUGCUGAGGGAAGCCAUGAGAAAUUCUGGGAUUGUGAUUGAACGGGUUUCUGUGGAGGAGAGGGCCGACUCGGUUGCCACUGAUGCCACAUCUGCUGCAGAGGAACCAAAGGGCGAGGAGGCCUCAGUAAAGCUCUGCGGGGAGCAGUUUGUGGAGAUUGAGGAGGCUGAAACGCAAGAAGCAGAUGUGACGGAGGAAGGCAAGGGCCAUGCGUGCCCCUACUGCAGUGAAACCUUCAGGGAACGUAGCUCACUGGAUCUCCAUAUCAGCGGGCAUCUAGAUUACAAGCCUUUCACCUGUGAGGAGUGCGGCAAAGAGUUCACCAAGGGCUACCUGCUGAAGAAGCACCAGGAGGUGCAUGUGAACCAGCGGCGUUUCCGCUGUGGGGAGUGUGGCAAGCUCUACAAGACCAUCGCCCACGUCAAGGGCCACCGGCGGGUGCAUUCGGACGAGCGGCCCUACCCCUGCGCCAAGUGCGGCAAGCGGUUCAAGACUAAGAAUGCCCAGCAGGUCCACUUCCGGACCCACCUGGAGGAGAAGCCCUACGUCUGCCAGUUUUGCAACCAGGGCUUCCGGGAGAAGGGCUCCCUAGUGCGCCACAUCCGCCACCACACCGGAGAGAAGCCCUUCAAGUGCUACCGCUGUGGCCGUGGCUUUGCGGAGCACGGCACCCUCAACCGGCACCUCCGGACCAUAGGGGGUUGCCUGCUUGCCUUGAAGGAAGCCGAGGAGGCCGUGGUCUCGGAGGAGGGCCAGUCCACAGAGCGCUUGGCCGCCACCGUCAUUUCGGAAGACCCUCCCACCGUCUUGGUAGAGUUCUCUUCGGUGGUGGCUGACACCCAAGAGUACAUCAUCGAGACUGCCACCGAGGACAUGGAGACCAGCGAAGCAACUGAAAUCAUAGAAGGAACAAGGCACGAGGUGGACAGCCACAUCAUGAAGGUGGUCCAGCAGAUCGUGAACCAGGCCAGUGCCGGCCACCAGAUCAUCGUCCAGAAUGUGACAGUGGCGGAGAGCCCCACGGUGGGAACUUCGGAGGCCGAGCCCCUUGCCGUUGCCAGCCCCGAAAGCCUGACGGAGCAGGUGGCUCUGACGCUGGCCUCCGCCAUCCGCAAAGGGGAGGCCGAGGAGGGGACUGCGGUGACCAUGGUGGCCUCUGAGGACAUCGAGAUCAUGGAGCCGGCCGGGGAGUAUGUCAUCGCUGCCCAGGAGGAGCUAGAGGUCCAGACGGUCAUCGUCUAGGGCUGCCCCUGGUCCCGACAUUGAGUGGGUGGGAGAGAGCCACAUACAGAGGCUCCCAAACACAUGGGCUCCCCUAUGUGUGUGGAAAAGGCAAGUGAGGGCCAAUCCAAAGACUCCUGUGAUGUUGUUGGGCUGCAACUCCCUGCAUCACUCUUCCUGGCCUUUGUUGCCUGGGAGAUGCAGUCCAUCCAUCCAUGCAUUGAGGGCCAAGCAAUUCCUCCUAGUACUUCCAGCUCAGCGAUGGAGCCAAGCACUUUAUCUCAGCUUAAAAGAGGAAGGACAGAGCUUGCAGGGAACUUUUGCAGCUGCUCCUUUCUGGAAUGUAAACUUGCUUGAACAUGAACCUUUAAAGGAAGGUUUGAAAACGCUUUACUCUACAUAGUAUUACAGAUUAUUAUUUUAAGAAAUGCUCUGGGAAUUUACCAAAAAAAGGUCACUGUAUGUUUUUUGUAACAAUGUACAGCUCGAGAUUAUAAAUAAUUUUUAAAUGCAUAAAUUUUAUAUAUACUGUCUGACGUAAUAAAAAAUACCUCUUCCAA
Anolis carolinensis (green anole) is the source of this 2889-nucleotide messenger RNA. RefSeq names its product E4F transcription factor 1 (gene e4f1). The coding region runs from base 50 to 2350 and encodes 766 amino acids. The record is from RefSeq and is a predicted model, not a curated record. Lineage: Eukaryota; Metazoa; Chordata; Lepidosauria; Squamata; Anolidae. Gene Ontology annotation, biological process: regulation of transcription by RNA polymerase II. The transcript has 14 exons. Gene Ontology annotation, molecular function: DNA-binding transcription factor activity, RNA polymerase II-specific. Gene Ontology annotation, cellular component: nucleus.